Molecule: messenger RNA, 2452 nt
Organism: Megalops cyprinoides (Indo-Pacific tarpon)
Lineage: Eukaryota; Metazoa; Chordata; Actinopteri; Elopiformes; Megalopidae
Gene: cry5
Product: cryptochrome circadian regulator 5
Exons: 11
Coding region: 82-1653 (523 amino acids)
Biological process (GO): entrainment of circadian clock by photoperiod; circadian regulation of gene expression
Cellular component (GO): cytoplasm; nucleus
Molecular function (GO): FAD binding; DNA binding
Source: RefSeq, a predicted model, not a curated record
GCAGACGAGUGGAUACAUAUAGCUUUGGAAAGAAGAGAAUUACAAAACAGAUGCGAAAGAGAUACCGGUUGCCUGGCAGACAUGAGGCACAUCACUAUCCACUGGUUCCGCAAGGGCCUUCGAUUACAUGACAACCCAGCUCUGCUGGCUGCAUUGCAGGGCUGCACGGAGAUAUACCCUGUGUUCGUCCUGGACCCCGGGGUUCCUAACCAAGCACAUGCAAGCAUCAACUGCUGGAGGUUCCUCAUUGGAGCCCUUGAAGACUUAGAUUGCAGUCUGAAAAAACUCAACUCCAGGCUCUUAGUUUUACGAGGGAAACCUGAGGAAGUCUUCCCCAGACUCUUUCAGAGGUGGAAGGUGACCCGGCUGACUUUUGAGGUGGACACAGAGCCUUACAGCCAGCAUCGGGAUGAGAAGGUGGUUAAAUUGGCAAAGCAGCAUAAUGUGGAAGUCAUUCAGAAGGUCUCUCACACACUUUAUGACACAGAAAGGAUAAUAGCAAAGAACAACGGGAAGCCUCCUCUGACCUUCAACCGGCUGCAGGCAGUCGUGCAGAGCCUUGGAGCACCGGAAAAGCCUGUCCCUCCACCAAUGUUGGAGGACAUGAAGGGUGUGCGCACCCCUUGUUCAGAGAAAGAUGAAGAAAGUUACAAGGUCCCCACUCUGGAGGAGCUGGGACUGGACCCUCUGUCUGCAGGACCUGAGCUGUACCCCGGAGGGGAGCAGGAGGCUCUGCGUAGGCUGGAUGAGCACAUGAAGAGAACGGGAUGGGUGUGCCAUUUCCAGAAGCCAGAGACCUCUCCCAAUGCACUGAGCCCGAGCACCACCGUACUCAGUCCCUAUGUCAGAUAUGGCUGCUUGUCAGCACGCACCUUCUGGUGGAGGCUGACUGAUGUAUACCAAGGGAGAAAACACUCCCAGCCUCCAGUCUCUCUGCAUGGUCAGCUGCUCUGGAGGGAGUUUUUCUACACCACCAGCGUGGGCAUACCCAACUUCAACCGCAUGGAGGGCAAUCCUGUAUGUUUGCAGGUGGACUGGGACAGAAACCCAGAGCACUUGGCUGCCUGGAGAGAGGCCAGAACAGGUUUCCCUUUCAUUGAUGCCAUCAUGACCCAGCUGCGUCAGGAGGGCUGGAUCCACCACCUGGCCCGGCACGCUGUGGCCUGCUUCCUCACCCGUGGGGACUUAUGGAUCAGCUGGGAGGAGGGGCAGAAGGUAUUUGAGGAGCUGCUGCUAGACGGAGACUGGGCCCUGAAUGCUGGGAACUGGCAGUGGCUCUCAGCCAGUGCUUUCUUUCACCAGUAUUACAGGGUUUACUCCCCCAUUGCAUUCGGGAAGAAGACUGACAAGAGUGGGGAAUACAUCAAGAAGUACCUUCCUAUCCUGAAAAAGUUUCCCGCAGAGUACAUAUAUGAGCCAUGGAAAGCACCACGCAGUGUCCAGGAGCGAGCAGGGUGCAUUGUGGGAAAGGACUAUCCCCGGCCCAUCGUGGAUCAUGAGGUUGUUAGUAAGAAGAACAUGCAGAGGAUGAAAAUGGCCUAUUCCAAGCGCUCCGAAACCUUUAAUGAAUCAAAUGGCAAAGCAAAAGGUGAGAAAAGGAAAGCAGCCUCAGUGGUUGAUAUGCUGAUGAAGAAAAAGGUCAAAGUGAACUGAAGAUGUGUCUAAGCCAAAAGAACAUUUAUCCAAUGCUGAGAACAUUUGUCCAACCAUUUUCCAUUUGUAUUCCUUGCAAUACAGUGGAGUAAUUUACAUUCCACAGAAACACAGUGGUAAACUUUUUCAUACUGUUAAUUUUGAAGGAAAUAUUUCUUCUUGAGGGAGUAAGGGAAUAUACUGUAUGGGAAUUUUAUUGUGUUAUUGUGGGAAUUUUAUAGUGUUAUUUUAUUGUGUUAUUGUGGGAAUUUUAUAGUGUUAUUUUUAAAUGUAGAGAUUUUAUAUACAUGGACAACAGACCACAGAACAAGAGAGAGCAAUUGUAAACAUACAAGGUUAGUUUUGAUGUCAAGGGAGUCUAACUGAUGAGGAUCAACGUCAAACCAUGUGCAGGUAUAGGUGAGACAUUUUGUAUGUUAUCUUUAAUAUUUGUCUCCUCACGUUGCUCUGCCUGUUUGUUCUUUUUAUAUAUUUGAACAUCUUAACUUUACACAGUUUCUUCCCAUUAUUGCCUGCCUCUGGGAUAACUAGAAAAAAUAAAAACCUGACAAGGUGUAGUAAAACAUUUUCUGUAAUUAAAAUUUUACUGUUGACAGUCUGCUUACAUUCUGCUGUUUUACAGAUGUCUGGUAUUAUAAGCCAUCACAAGAAAGGAAAUUUGGGCAGUGUGAAAUCUCACAAGAAAAAUAAAACAGUACCACAAUAUCAUAGCAAUAACAUUACUUAUUCCUGAGUGAUUUAAGUAUUAAUAUAUUGUGUUUAAAAAUCACUUCAGAAUUCAAGGUUUAAACACAAAUUG